Messenger RNA from Porites lobata, 412 nucleotides. The record is from the annotation of a GenBank genome assembly. Lineage: Eukaryota; Metazoa; Cnidaria; Anthozoa; Scleractinia; Poritidae.
AUGGCCCGAACCAAGCAAACAGCGAGAAAGUCCACCGGAGGAAAAGCGCCUCGUAAACAGCUGGCUACUAAGGCAGCUCGAAAGAGCGCUCCUGCUACUGGUGGCGUGAAAAAAACCGCACCGUUACAGGCCAGGAACAGUGGCCCUCAGAGAGAUCCGUCGUUAUCAGAAGUCCACCGAGUUGCUGAUUCGCAAGUUACCGUUUCAGCGUCUUGUUCGAGAAAUCGCUCAGGAUUUCAAGACCGACUUGCGCUUUCAAAGCUCAGCCGUGCUGGCUCUUCAAGAGGCUAGCGAAGCCUACCUGGUCGGUCUUUUCGAGGACACCAACCUUUGCGCCAUUCACGCUAAACGUGUCACCAUCAUGCCUAAAGAUAUCCAGUUGGCUCGUAGGAUCCGGGGCGAACGUGCAUAA